CGCCGGCAGCUCGAUGGGCUUCUCCUGCGCGCCGCCCGGUGUCUGGACGAGUCCAGGAAGCCGCGGCGCCUCGUGCCGGGGAGCCAUCGCUGCAGCCCGAAGCCGGGUUCCGGGUCGGGGGCUGCAAGGGGAGGCGACGGCGGCGGCGGCGAGAGCCCCACCGGGGGCCUGGGACUGGGGAACUGCCUCCGGCUUCACGAUGCCAGUAUGGACAGAAUAGCUUAUGAUGCUUCUCCCCACCCACCACUUCCGAGACAUUGAGCGGAAGCCAGAAUACCUCCAGCCGGAGAAGUGUGUCCCACCUCCCCACCCCGGUCCUGUGGGAACCAUGUGGUUUAUCCGCGACGGCUGUGGCAUUGCCUGUGCCAUUGUCACCUGGUUUCUGGUCCUCUAUGCGGAGUUUGUGGUCCUCUUUGUCAUGCUGAUUCCAUCCCGAGACUACGUGUACAGCAUCAUCAACGGAAUUGUGUUCAACUUGCUGGCCUUCUUGGCCCUGGCUUCCCACUGCCGGGCCAUGCUGACGGACCCCGGAGCAGUGCCCAAAGGAAAUGCCACUAAAGAAUUCAUCGAGAGUUUACAGCUGAAGCCCGGACAGGUGGUGUACAAGUGUCCCAAAUGCUGCAGCAUCAAGCCCGACCGAGCCCACCACUGCAGCGUUUGUAAGCGGUGUAUUCGGAAGAUGGACCACCACUGUCCCUGGGUCAAUAACUGUGUCGGCGAGAACAACCAGAAGUACUUCGUCCUGUUUACAAUGUACAUAGCUCUCAUUUCCCUGCACGCCCUCAUCAUGGUGGGAUUCCACUUUCUGCACUGCUUUGAAGAAGACUGGACAAAGUGCAGCUCCUUCUCGCCGCCGACCACAGUGAUCCUCCUCAUCCUGCUGUGUUUCGAAGGGCUGCUCUUCCUCAUCUUCACCUCCGUGAUGUUCGGGACGCAGGUGCACUCCAUCUGCACAGACGAAACGGGAAUAGAACAAUUGAAAAAGGAAGAGAGAAGAUGGGCUAAAAAAACAAAAUGGAUGAACAUGAAAGCCGUUUUUGGCCACCCCUUCUCUCUAGGCUGGGCCAGCCCCUUUGCCACGCCAGAUCAAGGGAAGGCAGACCCGUACCAGUAUGUGGUCUGAAGGACCCGACCAGCAUUGCCACCCAGACACAAACCGCAUCACAGCACUACCGUCCCCUCCGUUCUCAUGAAUGUUUAAAUCGAAAAAAAGCAGAACAACUACUCUAAAACUUUUUUUUAAUGUCUCAAGUAAAAUGGCUGAGCAUUGCAGAGAAAAAAAAAAUGUCCCCAUGUUUUUAUUUUUAAGAGAUCAUCCCUUCUAUUUUUUUGGUGACCGAAGCUGCUCCUCUUCUUUUUUUUUUUUUUUUUUUUUUCCUUUUUUUUUUAAAUCACUUCUCUGGCCUCUGGUUUCCUCUCUGCUGUCUGUCUGGCCUGACUAACGUGGAGGGCGCUGUCUCCGGGUGGCCCGCCUCUACUAACUGAGGGAGCCGUGGGCUGGGGCACGGACGGACCACCGGCCCCGACGCCUGGUGGGGGAUACUUAGGAGAGGCAGGGGGACCCCCCCACCUCCCGCUGCCCAGGAGGCGGUGGCAGGCGCCCCCACAGGACUUAAAACGUUUUCACCGAAGACGGAUGCUUACCCCUUAUGGCCGAGACGGGCAGGAUCGGCCGGAGCCCUAAGAAGGGCCGUUGGCACAGCGGCCUCAUCCCCCAGUGUGGACACGGUUUGCCUCCUUGUACUCCAUGGGCUUGGGGUGUGCAGAGUGACUUUUGGGAGGGUGGGAUCAAAGGGGUCUUAUUUGUAUUCUGAAUCACCAAUUAUAUUCCCACGGAUUAUUUGGAAGAAUAUGAAGGAGAGACGUUUUUCCAGCUCAAAAUGCCUUACACAGUCAAAAGGAGAAAACAGAUGAUGUGGUUUCAGGUUUCCUUUGUCAGGUCUGCUUCCUCUUGGGACCACUUCCCUCCCCUUACCCCCUCCCGCUCCCAGGUGGCCGGUGAGCUGCGCUGAUGCUGAGUGACACCGCCCACCGCCCACAGCCCCCAGCGCACAGCCGUCCUGUCCUCAACCCCCUCCGCCCCAUUUUGUAAAUCCCUAAAGUGGGUUCCCUCUGAUGUCUUGGACACCUGAAUGCGCACGUAGCCACAUCUUUGUAUUUGAACCUGGGAGGCCGUCGUCCCUGCCUCUGGGGCUGACGGGGAUGUGAGGGGUCGACCUCACGGCCCCCAGAUUUCUGAAAGCUGGCAGAUGCCCCCCACCCCGACCCGGAACCAGCGGGACUGAGUGGCCUUGCCCCGUCCCCCUUGGCACUUCCCGAAUGAAAUCCCACUUCCAAGAGGAAAGCCUGAAGAGAGUGGGGAGAUGAGGGGGCCCGGGGACAGGGAGGGCCCAGCCAGUGCAGCAAUCACAGAAGUUGGAGGACUGACCAUCAGUGACUCCGUACACGUGGAUUUGGUUUUUUAUAAGUGAUCACCACAAACCUCCUUUUUGAGCUUGUGCUGGGGGUGGUGGGGCCGGGGGGUAAGGUCUACGAACCCAGUCCGGGACAGGGAGGAAGCUCGUCGAGCCGCCGUGUGGUUUUCCAUGAACCGUUCAGUGGAACAUGCUGCCUCUUUUCACUUCUGUCCGUGCUUCCACAUGGAAACAAAAUGCAAUAAAAUUUUUCCAAAACCUGUUGUCACUGAGCCGUGUUCUCUCACAGCGCUGCCUUCAGGCCGAGCCGCGCUGGCUGCCGUGGGGCCUCUGUUCCGUUGCUCCUAAAGGCUAUUUGUUUCUGCUCCUCCUCUUGAACGAGGUGUCCAAGGUGUCCACUGCGCUGUCUUUAAAGAACCCGUUAGCCGUCCGCCCUUGACCGAGCCUACCCCACCCACCCCCGGCCUCUCGCUGGCUUCUGCUGCCUGAAUCCCCGGUUACAGAAAAG
Enhydra lutris kenyoni (northern sea otter) is the source of this 2922-nucleotide messenger RNA. RefSeq names its product zinc finger DHHC-type containing 3 (gene ZDHHC3). Lineage: Eukaryota; Metazoa; Chordata; Mammalia; Carnivora; Mustelidae. Gene Ontology annotation, cellular component: Golgi apparatus; endoplasmic reticulum. Bases 224 to 1123 code for a protein of 299 amino acids. The transcript is spliced from 7 exons. Gene Ontology annotation, molecular function: protein-cysteine S-palmitoyltransferase activity. The record is from RefSeq and is a predicted model, not a curated record. Gene Ontology annotation, biological process: peptidyl-L-cysteine S-palmitoylation; protein targeting to membrane.